UCAAAUGUGCGUGCAUGCGUAUGUGUGUGUGUGUGGCACAAGAAGUCACUAAGAAAUGCUAAAGUAGAUGCGAUUCUAGAUCGAGCACUGCUGACAGGAUUGCAUGUGCAGAAUAUUUCUGUUUCGGGCCUGUAUUAUCAAAGGCUUAAAAGGAGAAAGGGGUUGAACUGUGCAGCAUUCGUGGCGACGAUCUGACUGUCAGCUCAGACAGUUUCGAAGGGAAGUGCUUAUCGAGAACAGCUCCGGGGCUCCGUUGCAUGACAGCGUCUCUGUGAUGGAGUUCUUGAUACCAGGAUAGCAACAGAAAAUCUCAGUAGGUGGAAAUAUGAACAGGUGUUUAUAGCUUUUAUAUCGGCGUAGAAAAAAGGCACGGAUUCCAAGAACUGAGAAGAUCGUCGAGGAUCUAACGCGCUACUCUCAAUGUAAAAUUGCAAGAGGCAUGAAAUCGACAAGCUACAGUCACACGGCGCUCUGCAAACUUAAGCCUUUGUCACGUUGCUGCUCGGACUGAGUGUACGGUGUUCAUGUUGACAGCAGAUAAAAGGGCAUACGAAUGAGUACGCAUUUGGAUUCCUAUAACUGUUAUCAUUGCAGGACUGCUGUAAGCAAGUUGUACGAUCGUCGGGGACACCAGAGGAAGUAAUUGUUAAAUUCGCCCAGAGGCUCCGUGUAACCAAAGGAAACGUGCACUCCUGAGGAGCACGUAGGGCACAAUCCAUCGAUGCAUGCUGCACACGAGAGAUCGUAGGUGUAAAUUGAAUUAACUUCCACAGGGAUUCCCUGUGAUAACCACAGCAGACCAUGAGCCAAGAUUUCGACGGCAUUACAUUCACGGUGCCCAUUUUUUGCCCCGCUUCUGACACAGGCAGUGGCGAUAUGGCAUUCAGUUGCGGGGUGGCAGAUGGAGUGAACUGUGCCAAUCAACUCCCCGCAGCGGGCACCUAUUUCUGUCAGGAGCCCUCGGCCUCCAGCACUACAACUUGUUGUUCAUAUCCAGUGCCAGGUGGCGUUUUAACGACGGCCAAAAGUAAAACGAGGGCGAUAUCGGUGGUUUAUGUUGUCAACGAACUUAGCCCGACGUACGCCACAGAAAACGCAGCCUUUCAGUGCUUGAAAGAGGCGUGUGACAGUACUGCUGCCACGCUGGAAACUGUACAGUUUGGGAAGCUGGACUUUGGUGAAACCACCGUCCUGGAUCGAUUUUACAAUGCAGAUAUUGCCGUUGUAGAAAUGACAGAUGCUUUCCGACAGCCUUCACUGUUCUACCACCUCGGAGUUCGUGAAAGCUUCAGCAUGGCAAACAAUGUGAUUCUUUACUGUGAUACAAACUCAGACUCUGUCCAAGCAUUGCAGGAUAUCAUUUGUCAGAAGAACACUACAUGUACAGGAAACUAUAUUUUUAUUCCAUAUAUGAUAACUCCUCACAACAAAGUCUACUGUUGUGAGAGCAGCCUUUUGAAGGGCCUUACCGAGUUGAUGCAGCCAGGAUUUGAGGUGCUUCUGGGGCCAAUCUGUUUACCUCUUGUUGAUAGAUUCAUUCAGCUUCUAAAAGUUUCUGAUGCUAGUUCGUGCCAGUAUUUCAGAGAAACAAUUCUGAAUGACAUCAGAAAAGCCAGAGAUUUAUACACUGGCAAGGAGCUGGCAGCUGAACUACAAAGAAUACAACAACGUUUGGAUAACGUUGAGUGUCUUUCAGCAGAUAUCAUUAUUAACUUGCUCAUAUCAUAUCGUGAUAUUCAGGAUUAUGAGGCAAUAGUGAAACUUUAUGAAACUCUUGAGAAACUACCUACCUGUGAUCUUGUGUUUCAUCCUCAUGUGAAAUUUCAUUAUGCAUUUGCUUUAAAUAGGCGAAAACACACUGGAGACCGACAGAAAGCUUUAGCAACAAUGUUGCCCUUGGUACAAUCAGAGCAGCAAGUUGCAUCAGACAUGUAUUGUUUGGUUGGCCGGAUCUAUAAGGACAUAUUUUUAGAUUCCAGUUUCACUGAUGUUGAAAGUAGAGACAACGGUGCUUAUUGGUACAAGAAAGCAUUUGAUUCAGAGCCAACAUUGCAUUCAGGGAUCAACUUGGCAGUUCUUCUUUUGGCAGCUGGACAUCAGUUUGAUACCUCAUUUGAACUUCGCAAAAUUGGUGUGAAGCUGAGCAGCCUUCUUGGCAAAAAAGGAAACUUGGAAAAAUUGCAGAGCUACUGGGAUGUGGGGUUCUUUCUCGGAGCCAGUCUUUUAGCUGGAGACAAGAUGAGGGUGAUACAGGCCUCUGAGAAGCUUUUCAGACUCAAAGCGCCUAUUUGGUACUUAAGAUCAAUCGUUGAGACUAUACUGAUAUACCAACACUUUAAGAAGCAGAAUGUGGAACAACAAGCACCCAAACAUGAGUUGGUGGACUUUUGGAUGGACUUUUUGGUAGAAGCCACAAAAACAGAUGUAACUUUAGUCCGAUUCCCCGUGUUGAUAUUAGAACCUACUAAAGUGUUCCACCCAUCUUACCUUUCUAUUAACAAUGAAGCAGAAGAAAAGUCUGUAUCUAUCUGGCACGUGGCACCUGAUGACAAGAAAGGAAUUCAUGAAUGGAAUUUCACACCUGCUUUAAUUAGAGGAGUAAGUGUUUCAAAAUUUGAUGAGCGCUGUUCUUUCCUGUACGUGUUACACAAUGCUGAAGACUUUCAGAUCUAUUUUUGUACAGAACUUCAUUGCAAACGAUUCUGUGAAAUGGUGAAUAACAUAACUGAAGAAGCUGGAAAGAAUCCUGAUGAAGGAGAAUAUGAUGGAUUCUCUCUAGAGUAUGAUUAUGAAUAUGAUGAAAAUGGAGAUCGGGUCAUCCUUGGAAAAGGAACAUUUGGUGUUGUAUAUGCAGGCAGAGAUCUGAGCAACCAAGUCCGGAUUGCUAUAAAGGAAAUCCCUGAAAAGGAUAGCCGGUAUUCCCAACCUCUACAUGAAGAGAUAGCCCUGCAUAAGCACCUCAAGCAUAAAAACAUUGUUCAGUAUUUAGGCUCUGUCAGUGAAAAUGGUUUUAUUAAGAUAUUUAUGGAACAAGUUCCUGGAGGGAGCCUUUCUGCACUUUUGCGAUCAAAAUGGGGACCUUUGAAGAACAAUGAACAAACAAUAGGUUUUUAUACCAGACAGAUUUUGGAAGGUUUGAAGUAUCUUCAUGACAACCAGAUUGCCCACAGGGACAUAAAGGGUGAUAACGUCUUGAUUAACACCUACAGUGGUGUGCUUAAAAUUUCAGAUUUUGGUACUUCCAAAAGACUUGCUGGCAUCAACCCAUGCACUGAGACCUUCACAGGGACCCUUCAAUAUAUGGCACCUGAAAUAAUAGAUAAAGGACCAAGGGGUUACGGCAAGCCUGCAGACAUUUGGUCUUUAGGAUGUACCAUUAUUGAAAUGGCUACUGGGAAACCCCCAUUCUAUGAACUUGGAGAGCCACAGGCUGCCAUGUUUAAGGUUGGGAUGUUUAAAAUUCACCCAGAAAUCCCAGAUUUGAUGUCUUUAGAGGCCAAGGCAUUUAUUCUUCGCUGCUUUGAGCCUGAUCCAGAUAAGAGAGCAACGGCUGGAAGUCUGUUAACUGAUGAGUUUUUAACUGUCACCAGCAAAAAGAGAAGAAGUCCAAGCAAAUCUACAGCUCUUGCAGCCUCUGAGUAUCUGCGUAGUAUAUCCUUACCAGUGCCAGUUGUUGUUGAAGAUACAAGCAGCGAGUACAGAUCUGUCUCACCAGACAUGGAUGUGAAGUCUGACCCCUUUGUGUUUAAAUCACGUGUCAAAUCCUACAGUGAAAGAGAUGUUAAAGGAAGCAGAGGCUUAUUUUUGGGAAUACCAGUUGAGAAUUUUGAAGAUCACAGUGCACCUCCAUCACCUGAAGAAAAGGAUGCUGGUUUCUUUAUGUUGAAAAAGGACAGUGAAAGAAGGGCUACAUUACACAAAAUACUGACAGAGGACCAGGAAAAAAUUGUGAAGAAUCUAAUGGAGGCUUUAUCACAGGGAGCAGAAGAUACAAAGCUAAAUCCAGAGCACAUAGCAAAGCUUGUGGUCAGCCUUCGAGAAUUUGUGAGAUCCACAGACCGCAAAAUUAUAUCUAGCACAUUAUCUCAGCUCAAACUGGAGUUGGACUUUGAUAGUCAUGCUAUUAGUCAGCUUCAGGUGGUACUGUUUGGAUUCCAGGAUGCAGUUAAUAAAGUCUUAAAAAAUCAUAACAUUAAACCUCACUGGAUGUUUGCACUAGACAGUAUUAUUCGUAAAGCUGUUCAGAUGGCCAUUACAACAUUGGUUCCAGAACUAAGACCACAUUUUAGUAUAGCCUCAGAGAGUGAUACCGCCGAUCAGGAUGAAGUUGAUCCCCAUGAUGAAACCAUCAAUCAAGUCAGUCAGAGACCAAGUGCUGAAACUGAUGACACUGUGCCAACAUCUGGUGUAAGCACACUCAGCUCAACUGUAUCCCGUGACUCUCAAACCGCACAGAGGGCUGUGAACAUGAGGUUAGAGCAGAUGAAACUGGAAACUAAAAGAUUGCUGGAGGAGCUUCUUGAAAAGGAGAAGGAGUAUCAAAAUUUUCUUCAUCAGGUCAUUGAAGAGCGAGAUCAAGAAAUUAAACUUCUAAGAAUUAAAUCACAGCCCAUAAAUGUGCCUGCUGUUUCACAGCAACAUUGGUUGCGCUCUGGAGAUCCAGAACUUAUAAAAUGGCUGCAAGAGCACAAUGCAGAUCAGGACACAAUAGAUCGGUUUUUGGCAGAAGAUUACACUUUGACUGAUAUUCUUCAUCAUGUUACAAGAGAUGACCUCAAAGGUUUACAUUUAAGAGGUGGAGUACUGUGCAAGUUGUGGAGGACAAUUCUUGACUUUAGAAAGAAGCCUUUGUGACAUGUAUUUCUAUGGAAAUGUGAAUUAUAAUUCUAUCGAAACUAAGAUAGUAUUCUCUUAAAGAGAUGGCACUUUAUUUCUUGAUGUUCUUUAUUCUGUAAAUAUAUGAUGUGUCAAACUGUUGUUAUAAAUGUAGAUAAUCCAAUAUAUUAAUAUUAAAUAUUUUGUCAUUUCUUCUUUUUAAUAGAGAAACCUAUUAGAUACAAAAUUAUAUUGCUGGCAGGCAAUGUGAAGAACACGAUGUGUGCUUUUGUAAUAGUAGCCUAUUGCUUUUAUACAUACUAGACAGCACUGUUUUGGGGUGUCAUUCAGAAAUGAUCAUGGAGAAAAAUCUGUUGUUAAGAAGACUGCUUUAUGUCAGAAAAAUGUUGCUGACACUCUUGAAAUAAGCAGUAAUUCUCAAACUGGGUCUGAACAUACUGCUGAUCUUAAUUUUGCAAAAUUUUACUUUUUUCGCAGAAUAUCAGUCAUUAAAUAUUAGAUGGCUGUUAUAUUGUUAAUUGAUUUUUUAAAUUUUUGCUGAAGCAAUGACUUCAGUAAGAGCCGUAAUAACAACUCAGCAUAAGUUGUGAAUUGGGCUUAUGAGUAUUAAUUUUCAGCCUGCUCAUACACACCAAUUAGGGGUAAAUGACCUAAAUAUUCUGAUCUUUAUUCCCAUCUCAGCUAUCCGCAGUAAACAACUUCUUGAAAAUGAAAUGAUUAGACAGUUUACUCAACAUCAUUGACAUCAACAGUUUAACUGACACUUUCUUAGUUUACCCAGCUUGGCCAGAACCCCCCAAAUCUUUUUCUAUCUCUCUCUGCAGGCCCACACAUCCUUUCAGAGAGCCACAUUCUUCUCAUGUCAUCCAUCACCACGCCCAACCACAUCAUCUUUUGCACCCACUGAGCCAUGACAUAGCAAUUCUUCACCUAACCAUCCUUUGUCUUUUGUUCCACUUGGGGAAAUGACCUUUGAUUGUAUUCACUUCAGCACAGCUCCUAUUGACUCUACAUUAAGCCGUAGAUCAGGGGUGUUCAACUCCGGUCCUGGAGGGCCGCAGUGGCUGCAGGUUUUCAUUCUAACCCUUUUCCUAAUCAGCGAGCAGUUUUCACUGCUAAUUAACUCCUUUUCCCUUCAUUUUAAUAUCCCUGUUUUUAAAGAUUCUGUCCUCUGAAUUGAUUUGUUUCUUCAUUAAAUGGCAGCCAAACAGAAAUGAGACAUGAAACAAGCCAAAAGAUGACCAGCUAAAUCGGGGCUUCAAACUCAAGCCAAUUUCACUCCAAUCACUUUCUUAAUGAGAAGCUAAUUCUUGCUGCUAAUUAAGCCCGAUAUUUAAUUCCAUGGCUUGUUGCUGCUCUCAUUCUGCCACAGCAGACAUUUCCAAAACUGUUGAUUUUCUGUUUUUUCUAAGAACACCAUUACAAUGUUUUAGUGACCUGAGCAGGUUUAACUUACUAAGACCUCCACCUCACUUUAUUUCAGAUACUGUGGUUAGCUGGUCAUGUGACGGCCCGUUGUGUGACAUUAUUGUUUGGCUGCUAAAAACAGAUCACUAAUUAAGAAGAUGGUUAGAAUAAAAACCUGCAGCCACUGUGGCUCACCAGGACUGGAUUUGGACACCCCUGCCUUAGAUGAAGUACAAUGAGAAGAUGCAGAGUGAGAAGAAGGAAUCAAAACAUGAUAUAUAAGAUAACAGAAGAGUCUAGGGAAAGCCUUCCACAUUUUAGCAGACAGUUAUCAUUGAAAUGUUCCUCUAGUUUUAAGACCACCUAAGAAGAGCAGUUGGCUCAGAAUUUGCUUGCAUUCACAAUAUUUGUCUUUACCUAAAGUGUGGUCAUAAUGGUUACAUUGAAACUGCAGCGCCUUUUAAACUUUAGAUGUGUUUCAAACACAAUAACUUGUGUGUACAACUUACAGCCACAAAUGUUAUUUUGAGCAUAGAUUUUCUUUCCUUUCUCUUGACUGAUUCUUUUAGGUUUGAAUUUUUGUAAAGUUUAUGUCUGGUACAGUACUUACCAUGUAUUUAAAAAAAUAUUUAACAGUAUUUAAAAACAUUAGUUCUGCUGUGUAGUGCAUUGAGUCAGAACGAUGGUUUCCUUGUUGAACUUUUUGUUUACCUUAACUUAAAGGUCAUUUCAGUUUAAUGAAUUUGAUUCACUACGUUAUGAAUCUGUCAGGUAAAAUGCUAAAACUGUCAGGAGGCACAGGUAAAUAAAAGUGAAUAAUGUGAAUAAUAAAAAUGAGGAAAUAUGAAGAAACCUUUGUCCCAUAUUGGUUCUGGGGAAUUUGUUUAUCCUGCUGCCUAUAAAAUUGAUAAAACGAUGUUUAACCUGCACAUAAUGGAUUUUGUAGUGAUUGUUACCACAAUCUUACAGUGUAGAGAAAUAUAUAUAGGAGAAUGCCAUGCUGCCCUCCUCUGUGAAGUGCAUGGAGGCCGUUCACAGACUAAUCCCAGCAUUCCCUAUGGUUAAUUGUACCCACCAAUCACAGUGUCUGGUGCUGCAAGUCAUCUGACCAGCUUUACAGCACUGUGAGCCUGAACUGUACAAGCAGGCCUGAAAAUGAAUGGAUGGAGCCUUACAGAAAGGAUGCGCUGAGGAGUCUCUGCCGAGCUCUUCUUUAUAUCCUUUUUGUUUGGGAGAACUGCACACUAUUGUGUUCAUAUUUUUUAUUUCCAUAAAGAAGCAUCUCUAGGUCUAGAGUGUAUUUCUGAGAAUUAAGAAAAUUUAUUUUUUAGUAAGUAAUACAGGACACAGCGCAGUUCAAUUUGUUUUUAAUUCAUUGUUAGUCACUGGCAAGGUCUUUAUCAUUGGUGAAGAUGAAAUAUUGAACAUUGUUUUUGUAGUGUCUUCAGUGUGAUAUUGGCAAGUACUUGAUUUUGCUUUACUGUUAUUUUAGCCUUUAAAUCAGACAUUUCAGUUUGGAACAUCUUACAGAUUGCAUCUUUGUUGUUCCAAACAAUAAUGUGUAUAUGAACUGCAAAAUUAUAAAUUUUGUACAGCAUCCUUGACAUUAGUAACUACAUAAUAUCCAAAGGGUUUAGUCUUGCUAUUGUGUCUACAAAGUUUGGAUGUUCUUUUUCACAUUUGUCUUUGUACUCUAUUUUUAUUUGCAUUGACCAGACAUGUAUAUAUUGUAGAACAUUUUUAUAAUAAAAAAAUUAAAUUGUUUGUAUGCAAAAUUCAAUAUUAUGUAAAGUUGUCCUAAAAAUGCAGCUUGCAUUGUUCUACAGUUUUAUGUUUAAAAAAUACAAAAUUGUAUUAUGCUUGCUCAGUUAUUUCUAACAUUUUAUUCACCUCUGGGCAGCCUUAUUUUUAUGUCGCAUUUUUGUUACCAAGUAUUUCAUAAAUAUUGCCCCUGUAUAAUAUACUACAGACAAUUCUCUGUAAUACUUGUAUGCCAAUAAACAAUGAGUUA
Erpetoichthys calabaricus (reedfish) is the source of this 8254-nucleotide messenger RNA. RefSeq names its product mitogen-activated protein kinase kinase kinase 5 (gene map3k5). Gene Ontology annotation, biological process: cellular response to stress; protein phosphorylation; MAPK cascade. The coding region runs from base 802 to 4854 and encodes 1350 amino acids. The transcript has 30 exons. NCBI's taxonomy places the organism in Eukaryota, Metazoa, Chordata, Cladistia, Polypteriformes, Polypteridae. The record is from RefSeq and is a predicted model, not a curated record. Gene Ontology annotation, molecular function: ATP binding; MAP kinase kinase kinase activity.